Molecule: messenger RNA, 2801 nt
Organism: Bursaphelenchus okinawaensis
Lineage: Eukaryota; Metazoa; Nematoda; Chromadorea; Rhabditida; Aphelenchoididae
Source: the annotation of a GenBank genome assembly
AUGCCUAACGAUUUUGAGUACGGGUGGCGGAACAACGUGCUCAAAGCCAGGGUGCAUGGCCGUAGUAUACUACCUGAGAAAGAGGGUUAUGUUGUUUGCGUUCAAUUCUUUGAAUUCAAAAGGGGUGUUGAUACAAUCAACCGUUACGAUACAAAAGUGUGUCCAGACCGUAUUUCACAACGUAAUACGAAGUAAGUUUUUAAUUUUUUACCUCCCCCCCUUCCACAGAAAAAAAAAAUUGAAAAAAGUUGAACGUCGUCGUGGAUUUUUGGUAAAAAUUUUUUUGCCGAUUUUUUAUACCUUCAGUCCAGGGCCGGGUGCGAGGGGGGGGUACCCAGAAAAAAAAUUUUCUGAAAAAUUUGAACGUGGUCCCCCUGUGGAUUUUUUGGACCCCUGCCCCCAGACCAAAAGUCCCCGCCCGGCCCUGCUUCAGACCAAAAGUGCUCGCCCGGCCCUGGUUACAGUACUGGUUAAUAUCUUUUCAUCUUAAGUUGUCAUACAUACAAUAAAUUUGAUUUUUUAGGGAGUACGAUACCGACGCUAGCUUUGAUCUGGAAUAUCCUAAGUACUUGUUCACUCCAAACAAUAUCGAUCUUUUGUAUGUUGUCGGAACGGUCAAUUCUGAUAUGUAUGUUCUUUUCGUGGGGUAGGGUAGGGUAGGGUAGGGUAGGGUAGGUUCAUAUUUUUUUUAUUUUGCUUGUUUUUAGAUCUAAAGUUUUUAAGUACAACAGACAAGAGGAAGAGAUACAAUUGUAUUAUGAAACUGCUGGUAGCUUUAAAUUUUUUCUGAGCGAUGACAUUCUUCUACAACAAGCUUGUGACGCUUCAAAUGUUCUGUAUUACUACACAAAAGGGCAUCUUGGCGUUUUUGGCGAGAACGACUACUACUGUCGUGAAGCAGUUGGCUAUGCUAGCAAUGGUGACUUGUGGUUUUCUCCCGGAAAAUGCAAGAAGUAUGAGGUUGGAAAGCUUUUUGACACGGACUGUGGCUACGAUUCUGAUAAACUUCUAUUUUCUAUGGUAUGUUUGGGGUAGCGUGGUAGGAUUUGUUCGCGGUAGUUGGGUAGGACAUGUUUGGGUUAGUUAUUAGGUGCCGACAUAAACAACCCGCCAUUAUUUACAGGAAAUUACAAGCAAACUAUGGCGGGUUCUUUAUGUCGGCACUAUAGGUAGGGUAUGUUCGGGGUAGUUGGUAGAGUAUGCUCGGAGUAGUAGAGUAGGGUAUUACAAAGCCGUGUACGGAAGCCUAAAAUUGUGUACUGGUGCCCAAUUUUCAAGCCCGGCCCGAUCAAAAUUUUGCUCAGACCCGAGAUUUAUAUUUGGGUCAAGGUCCGUCCCGUUCCUCAUGUCUACUCGAGCCAAAAGCAGUUGCAUAAGCCUACAGAAGCAGACAUAGGGGUACGGUAGAGUAAGGAAAAAUAGAGCAGGCCAUUGUUUGCUUAUUGAUAUAACUUCAGGAGGCUUUGAUUUCAUUGGGCGCCGAAAGAUGGCGAAUUCAUCCCCUUGAAACCAAUACAAUUUUUGGGUUGUUUUACUAUGAGUAAGUUUUAAUUUUUAAAAUUUAUUGUGUGUUGACAUAAAGAACCCGCCAUACUUUACCUGCAAUUUCCUGUAAAAAAUGGCGGGUUCUUUAUGUCGGUGCCUAAUAAAAUGAACUUUGGUUCAAAUUUUACUUAAAAUAUUUAAAUUUUAUUUAAAGCAACGUCAUUUGAUGAUCAAUUUUAGACCUGUUCCAACUACGACGACUACAAUUCCAACAACUACAUCGACCACCAAGAGAACGACUAGAAAAGCCACACCUACAAAGCCUAAGAUUCUCGUUCCUCGAUCUGCCAGAAUUGGUUACACACCCCAAAGCCUAGGCCAUCUACCCCAAAACUUGGGCAAUGCAUCCCAACUCUCAGGCAAUGCAACUCAAAUCUUUGGUAAUGUAACCACUCCGGAGAGGUUCUCUAUAAUGUGGUGGGUAUAUAUCGUAUCGAUUGGCUCCAUCAUAUGGCUGGUUGGAUGUCUGAUUGUUUGGUUUAUUCGUUACCUGAUUACAAAGGCAACGGACGAAACUGAAACAAGCUCGUCAAGUGAAUCAGUAAGACAAGCAGGCGGCACGGCACAACAAGACGGAGACGCAGCGCCAGAAGCAGGAGAUGCAGCACCACAAGGAGGAGAGGAAGAACCACAAGGAGAGGCAGGAGCUGCAGCACCACAAGCACCUGUGGUAGUACCACACAACGGGCUAUAUUAUAGUAACUUGCCAACGUACAAAGGCGGAGAUAUCGUACCAGAUUUCCAACCCUCUGUCUUUAGCCAAACCAUGGUGAAGGUCUUGGAAGAAUAUGGAUACCCAAGCAUUACGAAAGGAGAUCCAAAGAAGAACGAUAAAGCGCGAGUAUAUCACAUUAUAAAGAGUAAGUAGCAUUAUAUUGACAUCUAGGAACUCAAAAUGGUUUUUUAAUUACAAUAUUAGAUGCCAACAUAAAGAACCCGCCAUUUUAUACAGGAAAUUACAGGCAAAAUAUGGCGGGUUCUUUAUGUCGGCACCUAAACCAAAGCGGAAUUUUGUAUUAAUUUAAAAAAAUUAUAAUACAAACCUAAUUUUAGCAGCCCCACAGCGCAAACGACUUCCAGGCGACACCAUGGCACCAUACUAUCGUGUACCAAAGGAAGGCUUUGAACAAACGAUUCCGGCCGUAUUGAAGUUCGCGGGUCAUUGGUAUGGAUACGGCGGAAUCUAUUAUUUUGACGACAAUGGAAAACAUAUUAUGACCAAGAUUUAUGGCAAUCACGAGCCGCUGGCAAAUUGA